Messenger RNA from Carassius carassius (crucian carp), 3217 nucleotides. RefSeq lists its product as uncharacterized. Bases 6 to 2261 code for a protein of 751 amino acids. The record is from RefSeq and is a predicted model, not a curated record. NCBI's taxonomy places the organism in Eukaryota, Metazoa, Chordata, Actinopteri, Cypriniformes, Cyprinidae. The transcript is spliced from 5 exons.
CACGUAUGGCCACAAGGAAAAGCCCUAGAAAGAAACAUCUGUCAGGGUCGGCUGGACCCUCUUCCACUGAACUGGCUUCUUUUGUGAAAACAAAAGGAUCAAAGACUUUGGAAGUGGAGAUGAAGGAAUCACAAUUGGAAAACAGUACGGAGUGGACACAGCACUUGGCUGAAAUAUCAGACCCUCCAGAGACCACUUCUGUCAGGGAAGUGAAGCCAAAGAGAUGCAGAAAAGCUCUUCAGACAAACAAAGACUUAGAGGCCAGGGGGAAAUGUGAUAUACAGAAUGCUAAAGAGAGAAGACCUGUGAGGAAUAAAAGGGUAAAAAACAAUGGCAUCACUCUGGAAGUAAACCAGGAGGAAGAAAUAUUUGUUCAGGUUAGGAAAAAGAGGAGAGGGUUUUCUGCAAUGCAACCUCUCCAAGACUCAAAUGUGUCUGUUGGUACUAAUAAUGCUGCAGAUGGUGAGAUGAGAAAUUCUGUCAAAACCUCAGAUCAAAUGGGACAGGAUAAGAUAAGUCGUUUGAGAAAAAAUGUAAAAUGUAGGACGUUGCUGACCUCUAGCAAUGAAGAUGAUGCCACUGAAACUACAUCCUCUCAAAAUGGCAUACAUAAUGUCCUGAUUGACAAGACAAUGAAUGGUCCAUCAGAACCUCAACAUAUGCAGUCACUAGAGCCUGAGGUGAGCACUGAAACUCGAAAAACAAGACGGCAUCUUAAAAGUACUGGUGUUUUGUUGCAGAGGAGAAACAUUAAUUUGCCCAAGCACAAGUUUGAGGACUGCGUGACUUCAGUGGUUGAUCCAGCAGGGCCAAAUAAACCUUCAAAAAGAACACUACUGCAGAGUGAACGGUCUGUUGUUGCAGCUGAGAAGCAGGAGGCAUGUAUUUCUGAGCUGAAAGCAGAAGAAGACAUACAGGAGAUUUUGCCACUUGUUUCAACAGCUCAGGUGGAUUCAGAACGAAAACUAAGCAGACCCACAAAGAAUUUAAUCCGACCAAGAAGAAAAGAAGUUUCCAUUGCAAAAAGGAUAGGUGCUGUUGGGGGUAACAAUGAAGCAGAGAGCCAAGAAAAGACAAUGGAAGCUGUUCCAGUACUAUCAUCGUCAGGUAGCGGUCCCAAGCGCCUCCUGCGCAGCUACUCCUGUCCUGAAAUCUCAUCCCUAGGAUUCAGUGACUGUCAUUUCCCCCAGUCCCACAUGCAUGCCAUAAGCACUACCUCACCCAGCAGAAAGAGCUCACCCACACCACUGCCCAUCCACCUUCACUCUCCGUCCAAGCGCACUCGCCGGCACACCGUCUGCAGUGUGGAGAUUGAGCGUGAAAUUGCCCCUUUGUGUCUCCGUAAGGAGGUGUACCCCUCUUCCCCUUAUUCUCCCUCCACCUCCCUCACAGCCCUUGCCUCGUGUUUUUUGUCCAGUCCUUUAGCGUUCUUGUCUAAAAGCUCAAGCCAAGGGCAUAGUUAUAGUAGUGCCACCAGCUCUGGCUGUGUUUCAGCUGCCUCCAGUUUUAACAAAUCAUCAUCAGCACCGUCCUCUUUCAGUCCCCCCUUUUCUUCCACCCUCCCGUCCUGUCAUGCUUUAAACGGCCCCUCCUCUGUCACUCCCAGCCCUGUGACACCUUCCACCUCUGUGUCAUCAAUCUGCAGUUCUUUGGAAGGAGACAGUCGAUUGCAUCAAAUGGAGUGUGAGGAAUCAAUAGAUGAAGAGAGAUCACACUUUGACCUUAAACUCUCUGCGGCCUUCUCAGCAUUAUCAGACUCUGAAAUCAAGACCGAGAUCAAGGAUGGCCAGAGUGGAAAGGUGUCCUCAAUUCGUAUCCGUAAAAAGAUUCCAAAGCCUCAGAAUAAUCUCACCCCUAUGGGCCUUCCUAAGGUCAUCAGAAUAAAGAAGAAGGAUUUCAGCUUGGAAGAGAUCUACACAAAUAAAAACUUCAGCAAGCCUCCUGAUGGACGUUUGGAAACCAUAUUUGAGGUGCCUCUUAACCGGCGUGAUGGCUCUCAGGCUGUCCUGGGCCAAAAAAAGGUGAAGCGCUUUGUCGAAUUCCCUGAAUUGGGUGUUGCCAGGAAGCCCAAGAAACCUCUGGUUGGCGUAAUGGCGGGGGGCGGAGCCCAGAGGAACGCUGGGUUCAGUAGAACCAGACGAGGGGUCGGGGUCUCUUCCAGAGCAGGGGAUGGCCUCAUCCUGCAGCAGCUGGAGUCCCUCCUUUGCUCCAAGCUUGAGGAGUUGGACACCUGGAUGGCACUGCAGCAGGUUGUGGGAUGAGGCAGAGCUCUUAAUUGUUCUGUCCCGAACAAUGGGAUUUGUAGGUAUUAUGUUAAAAUUUACUGUAAAUUUGUCAAAGCCGCAAUAAAUAGACUUGUAGAGUUGUAACAUGUUUUUGAUUACUUAUGUUAUGUUUAUCUGAUGUGACCAGAAACAACUCUGUUUUGUAUUUUUAUAAGCAUUUAAAGAAAGCACUUGUUUACAAUAAUCUGUGGCAUAUGUUUAAGAUAUCUCUAAUUCCUCACAAAGUAAGAGUCACCAGGUCACUAUUAAAACAUUCCUCUCUCAGUAUAUUCCUCUUUUAAAACACUUCUUUGGUUUAAAUGAAUGCCUUAUUAAUGCACUCUCAGGAUGGCCUGUGUGUUUCAUUAUAAGGGAGACUGCACAAAGGCGUUGAAGUGACAGCACUGAAUACAGGAGUUACCAGAGAGAUGAAAGUUUGCAUUGUUCAGUUUGAAAUUAUGCUUUAUAGUUCUCAUCUAGAAGAUUAAUGCAUUCUGUGCUUUUACUCAGGCACUCUAAAUCUAGUCCAUUCACUUAAUUUAGGCUUUUGUUCAUCUUUGAUGUAGUGAUUUAUAAUACUGUUUGGGAUGUUUGAACAUGUUGAAUGAUGAGUGUGUAUACUUUGAUAGAUGUCUGCAUUCUGUAUUCAUAAUAGAAUAGGAUUGAACUAUUUUGUAUUUUAGUGUUUUGUCGAGUUGUUAGAGGUUUACAAUGAGCAGCUGCGUUUUGACUGCUACACAUUUUAUUACAAAGCCUGAAAUACAUGCAUGUACAAAACAUCAAAAGCACAUAGUAUUGAAACAGUAUGACUUAUUCACAAAAACAGAAUGUUAAUAAUGUAACCACAUCCAUAUCUCAGCAUUUGAAUGUUAUGCUCUCUGAGUGUCUCAGUGUUUCAUUUCCAAUUGGCAGUAAGAGCAUAAAUAAAAUCAGCUUGCUGAAGUGUAGAAGUA